This is a messenger RNA of Drosophila ficusphila, 1329 nucleotides long. It is a transcript of the gene Fer1, whose product is annotated as pancreas transcription factor 1 subunit alpha. The record is from RefSeq and is a predicted model, not a curated record. NCBI's taxonomy places the organism in Eukaryota, Metazoa, Arthropoda, Insecta, Diptera, Drosophilidae. Gene Ontology annotation, molecular function: DNA-binding transcription factor activity, RNA polymerase II-specific; protein dimerization activity; RNA polymerase II transcription regulatory region sequence-specific DNA binding. Bases 462 to 1229 code for a protein of 255 amino acids. Gene Ontology annotation, biological process: regulation of transcription by RNA polymerase II; developmental process. The transcript is spliced from 5 exons.
UCUGAGAGUUCGCAGCACAUCGCGCUUCGAUGUCAGAGAACACGGUUCCGUUCCACCUACAAGGAUUAUUGGGGUGUUAGUUGGUAGGAUAGUCGGUUAUCGAUUCGUGUGUGUGGCAAAAUUUGGUGCUUAGGUGAUGUGCAAUUUGAAAAUGUGGUGAACGCUUUCCCAGAAAUUGAUAGCUUACCCUAUUUGUUGGAAUUACAUCUAGUCAAGGAAUUAUUGGAUACUUAUUGGUAAACAAAAUUCAGAGAGACGCAAAAGUCAACGACAACACGCGUUCCACUUGUCCGACUUGCUGCCCCCUCCAGAAUUUCAAAUCCUGUGGCACGUGCUGGUCACGCGUCGCCAAUCAGCGGAUCGGAAGUGUUAGCUAAACCGUUAUGCACUUAGCGGGCAAUUAAGCAGGCAAACAGAAGCGCAACAGAUUUACCAGCUCCGAGUUCCCUGAUUGCCCGACAAUGUUUUCCAUGGACAACUUCGACCUGGAGGCCACGAUGGCGCGCCACUUCUUCGAGGGAUCGCAGGCCACCAACGCCUCCACCUCCAGCUCCGAUUACUUUUUCGGGGACGAGCAUAGCUCGGAAAGCGAUGACGAGGACGACGCCUACAGCAGUGGAUUCAACAGCGACCAGGAGAACACCGAGAAAACCUUCUCCACAUUCAGCCGGCGGAGCCACAAGCCGCGCCGCUUGAAGUGCGCCUCCCAAAUGGCCCAGCAGCGACAGGCCGCCAAUCUCCGCGAGCGCCGGCGGAUGCAGAGCAUCAACGAGGCCUUCGAGGGUCUGCGCACCCAUAUCCCCACGCUGCCCUACGAGAAGCGACUGAGCAAGGUCGACACACUCAAGCUGGCCAUCAGCUACAUAACCUUCCUCAGCGAGAUGGUCAAAAAGGACAAGAACGGCAACGAACCCGGCCUGAGCUUGCAGCGCAACUACCAGAAGGAGCCGCCCAAGAAAAUCAUCCUCAAGGAUCGCACUGGCGGCGUGGCGCAUUCGUUAUCCUGGUACCGCAAGGGCGACCGAUACCCGGGCAGCAAGCUCUACGCCCGCACCUGGACACCCGAGGACCCCCGGGGACCCCACUCGCAGCCCCAGCCGCUGUACACGAACAGCAACUCGAACCAGAACCAAAACAGCAACCAGAGCAGCGAGGACUUCAGCGGAAGUGCCGACAUGUCCGAUCCGGGGGCAACGGCCAGCAUCUUCAGCAGCGGCAGUGGAAUGUGAGCGCCACGAUCCACGAUCCCCAGAUUGAAAUCGGGAUGGGCAGAGAGAAUGAGAUUCAAGGAAAUCCUACUAGUCAGGCCUCGCUAGUCACGGCAUCUAA